Molecule: messenger RNA, 1566 nt
Organism: Schizophyllum commune H4-8
Lineage: Eukaryota; Fungi; Basidiomycota; Agaricomycetes; Agaricales; Schizophyllaceae
Product: Cloroperoxidase
Exons: 6
Coding region: 258-1220 (320 amino acids)
Molecular function (GO): peroxidase activity
Source: RefSeq, a predicted model, not a curated record
UGUCGGACGCCUAUGACGGUCAUGCACUCAGCUAGUGCGAGAAAGUCGGAGGGCGUGCUUACCCAGAAGCUAUCGGCGUGGGAUGCCCCCCGACUGACCACUGCUAUAGUGCUAAGGAGAGCACAGGAUGGUACCGAUCCGUGAUAGAUAGCGCCAGUGGUAAUAGAGUGCUGCAGCCCUGCUCGCAUCGCAUAAUGACUCGCUAGCCAGAUACGCCUUCCCUCCUUUCCCCUCAAACUUCAAAGUCCAGAAUAAUCAUGCCGAGCUUCGAGUUUUUGUUGGCUUGCGUCAAGACGAUCCUUUGGGACAUAUAUCUUACCAUCGCCAACAAACUCACUCCCGAUGCUCAGCCUGGCCGCCUCAUUCCCGCAGGGAGGCCCGGCGCUGGCGGAAAAUGGCCCAAGUUCGUCCCACCCUCUCCAGGGGACAGUCGGUGCUCGUGCCCAGCAUUGAAUGCUAUGGCAAAUCAUGGCAUCCUCCCGCACGAUGGCAAAAACAUUACCUUCACCGAAAUGGGUGAAAAGAUCCACUCGACGUACAACUUCGCCCCAUCCUUCUGCUAUUUCGUGCCCAACUUUGCGGCCAACAUGCUCGGCAGGAGCUACGCACGUCAUACCUUUGACCUCGCAGACCUCGAUUUGCAUAAUGGGAUCGAGCACGACGCGUCGUUGACCCGCCUUGACUCGGCGCUCGCGCCCGACCAGGGCACCCCGCACGAGCCCUUCGUCCGCGAGCUGCUCGACUCUGCGACCGGGCGCGAUGCUCGCACCGGCGAGCCACGCUUCACCGUCGCCGACCUCUCCAAAAUCUCCGCCCGCCGCCGCGUGCAAGCGCGCGCCACCAACGGCGCUUACUCCCUCGAGAAGGUUCAUCAGAAGUUUAGCGCGGCCAACACCUCCACCAUGCUGCGCAUCUUCGGCGGCAAGCUCGAUGACAUCGAGACGAUGCUCAUCGAGGAGCGCAUCCCGGACGGCUGGGAGUCAAGCACGAAGGCGCGGCACGGGCUCACGAUCCUGAGCUUUCAGGACACGGUGAAGGCGGUGGCGGCGGGGAUCGACGAGGGGGCGGCGGCGAGGGAGAUGGAGGCAGAGAAGGCGAGGGAGAUGGAGGCGGAGACGGCGGAGAAGAGGGGUGAGAAGGGGAAGGGUCGGGAGGGGGUUAUUGACGGACAGGCGCCGCUGUUGCGGUCGAGAAAGGGGAUGGGUAUUGGGCAGGCAUAGGAUAAGCAUGGGCACCCAAAUAAUCCAAUCUAACACCAUCUUGAUUCUUCCAAUGUACACGCAUAGCCUUAUGAAAGCACGUCUCAAGACUCAUAUUGCGUCGAAUUGCUGUCAGACCAUUUCCUUCACGUCCUUCCCCUCCUCCAUCUGCCCCAUCUUCUCCCCCUCCAAAACUCUCGCUGCUUCCGCCUCCAUCUCCCGCGCUGCCGCCCCCUCAUCAAUGCCCUUCGCCACAGCUUUCACCGUCGACUGGAACGACAGGAUCGUAAGUCCGUGCCGCGCCUUCGUGCUCGAUUCCCAGCCGUCCGGGAUGCGCUCCUCGAGCAGCAUCGUCUCCAGGUCGUCG